GCGAGCAACCGUCUCGACUCAGCCUCACUGCAGCUCCAGAGUAGCCACCAUGGGCUUGAUUGAAGUCAUCGCCAACGACCGCCUUGGCAACAAGGUCCGCGUCAAGUGCGACUCUGAAGACACUGUCGGCGACCUCAAGAAGCUCAUCGCCGCGCAGACCGGCACCAAGGCCGAGAAGAUCGUGCUCAAGAAGUGGUACACCAUCUACAAGGACCACAUCACCCUGCGAGACUACGAGAUCAACGACGGCAUGAGUCUCGAGAUGCAGUGAGCGUGUGCGCGAGUCGAGGAGCGGCAGCGGCAGAGCGAGAGAGGGUCGUCAGCAAUACCUUGUUGUUUUCUCGGUCAGGCAUG
Molecule: messenger RNA, 354 nt
Organism: Rhodotorula graminis WP1
Lineage: Eukaryota; Fungi; Basidiomycota; Microbotryomycetes; Sporidiobolales; Sporidiobolaceae
Exons: 8
Coding region: 50-271 (73 amino acids)
Biological process (GO): mRNA splicing, via spliceosome; protein modification process
Cellular component (GO): cytoplasm; nucleus
Molecular function (GO): protein tag activity; protein binding
Source: RefSeq, a predicted model, not a curated record